Stylophora pistillata is the source of this 795-nucleotide messenger RNA. Its product is annotated as transmembrane protein 198-like. Lineage: Eukaryota; Metazoa; Cnidaria; Anthozoa; Scleractinia; Pocilloporidae. Gene Ontology annotation, cellular component: plasma membrane. The record is from RefSeq and is a predicted model, not a curated record.
AUGUUACCAAGAUAUCGCCUGUUCAAACUUGUUUUGUUCCUUGUUGGAUUUCUGGUGGUCUUUUGCUUCACUUAUGUGUUGUGUCAAGAGUAUCUCACUGAGAAACUGUCAGGAAAAUCUUUUGAAUAUAGACAUCAGAUAUUCCUUGGUAUCUCUGCUGCAAUUGGUCUUCUUGCUGGAUUGCUGACAGUUUGUAUUUUCUAUGUUGGAUUAUUUGUUCUUGGUGCAACCAUGGGAUGGUUUGUUGGCCUGGCAUUUCUCCCCCUUCUCUACAAGCAUUCAGAGUACCUGUCUGAACACAACUGGCUGCCUUAUGUCAUUCUCUGUGCAUUCGCCAUUGUGGGAGGAAUUCUUAUUCUCUGUAUACAGAAGGUAAUAAUUGUCAUCUCUACAUCCUUUUCGGGAGCCUUUUGGUGUGUCAAUGGCAUUGAUUACUAUGUGGAAAAUGGCAGAGUGCUGUAUUACUCAGUCAGUGUUUUGUAUGGUCAUUACACAAAGUCUACCUUGCCUCACUGCUGGUAUACCUGGCUGAUUUUAUGUCUUAUCCCAGUCAUGUUCAUAGCUGGCUUGGUUGUGCAAUUUUGUAAGACUUCAAAGAACAGUGAUCAUAGAGAAGCUUAUGGCAGGGGUUCAAGGAAUCUUUACACAGCAACUCCGAUGCAAGACUUCUCUGACCAGCGGCCUAUUUUGACAGACUAUGAGUAAACAGUACUCAAGAAGCAAAGGAAACCAAGAAUUCUUAGUUGUAGAAUCCUUUAUUUUCACUAUCUUGGUGAAAAUAUGUAAGGUGUUUCU